AUGGCAAAGGCAUAUUUCAACCAACUAUUCGAAGCAAAAGAAGGCGCUCAUGAGCAUGGUCUCUCCAUCAUUCAACCGAGAGUAGCAAAUAAGGACAACGAGAGAUUAUUAGCCCCUAUUACGAAAGAGGAGCUGCACAAGGCACUACUUCAAAUGCAUUCAGACAAGUCACCGGGUCCGGAUGGAUUUAAUUCGGAUUUGAGGCCUAUCUCUAUGUGUAAUGUGGUGUACAAGAUGGUGGUACAACUUCUAGCAAAUAAGCUGAGAGGUUGUCUAUCUAAACGUGUAUCAGAAGAACAAUCGGCAUUUGUGGUAGGAAGGUCAAUACUUGAAAAUGCGCUCAUAGCCAUCGAAAUCAUUCAUGCACGAAAAAGAAAGACGAGAGUACUUGUUAAUUCGGAUAGAGUUGGACCAAUUCAACCAGGAAGGGGAUUGAGACAGAGAGACCCGCUUUCUCCAUAUCUUUUUAUCCUUGUAGCGGGCCAUAUAACUGAAGCUAACCACAUUAUGGAGAUUCUUAGAUUAUAUGCAGAGGCACUAGUAGAGGUGUUCUUCAGCAGGAACACUAGUAGACCAGCACAGGAGGACUUGUCAAGAAUCACAGGGAUUCAUCAUGUGUUAGGAACAGGUACAUACUUGGGACUACCGUCAAUGGUUGGGAGGAGCAAGAAGGAGACAUUUACAUACAUUAAGGAUUGCGUAUGGAAGAGGAUCAACUCAUGGAGAGGAAGACCGCUAUCUAAAGCCGGGAGGAGGUGGACUUUUGGUGAUGGUAGAUCAAUCAAAGUGAUGACGGAUCCUUGGAUAAGAGAUUCAGCUCAUGGAAGGAUAUGUGCACCGCAAUCCCAAGGUGCGUAUCAUAUUAACGUGAACAGUCUUAUGCUUGAGAAUGAGAGACAAUGGGAUGCUCACAAGGUCAUGAAUUUAUUUUCAUAUGAUGCAGUUGAACAAAUACUAGCAGUACUGUUGGUUAUGGAAAUUCAACAAGACUGA
This is a messenger RNA of Trifolium pratense (red clover), 993 nucleotides long. RefSeq lists its product as uncharacterized. Lineage: Eukaryota; Viridiplantae; Streptophyta; Magnoliopsida; Fabales; Fabaceae. The record is from RefSeq and is a predicted model, not a curated record. The transcript has 5 exons. Bases 1 to 993 code for a protein of 330 amino acids.